Zophobas morio is the source of this 1423-nucleotide messenger RNA. RefSeq names its product acyl-CoA Delta-12 desaturase-like. The transcript is spliced from 5 exons. The record is from RefSeq and is a predicted model, not a curated record. Gene Ontology annotation, molecular function: stearoyl-CoA 9-desaturase activity; iron ion binding. Gene Ontology annotation, cellular component: endoplasmic reticulum membrane. Bases 233 to 1315 code for a protein of 360 amino acids. NCBI's taxonomy places the organism in Eukaryota, Metazoa, Arthropoda, Insecta, Coleoptera, Tenebrionidae. Gene Ontology annotation, biological process: unsaturated fatty acid biosynthetic process.
ACACCAGGAUCGCUUUUUUUGCACGAUACAAGAGUCCGUCGAUCUCUUCGGUACGCGCCACCGAAGACACAUCGCCGACGUGGACCGCGAUUGGCUGCAACAGCAUCACGUGAUUGCAACACGCGAAACGGAAACCGUUUGAGGUACCACUCUGGCAAUGCAGAUCGUUGGCAAAGACCGAUGCCGGUGGUAACGCGAUUUACAGGUGACGAGUGAGACAAACAGAGGCAAGAUGUCAGGGCACACCAUCACCGAAACCCAAACCGUCCAAAGUACCAAAGAAUCUCUACCAAAAAGACAAUACAAAUGGAAUUUCAUAUGGAGGAAUAUCAUUCUGUACUUGAUUAUGCAUUUUACGGGGUUCUACGGCCUCUACUUGGCCUUGGUCAGCGCACAGUGGAAGACGAUUUUCUAUUGCUGGUUCCUCCUCGUCAUCGCUCUUCAGGGCGUGACCGCCGGCAGCCAUCGCCUCUGGGCCCACAAGACUUACAAGGCCAAGCUGCCGCUCAAGCUCAUCCUGGUAGUGUUCCAGACCCUCUCCUUGCAGAAUCACGCCUAUGACUGGGCCACUUACCACCGCGUCCACCACAAGUACGUCGACACCGACGCGGACCCGCACAACUCCCGGCGCGGCCUCUUCUUCUCCCACAUGGGUUGGCUCUUCGUCCACCCGCAACCGGAAGUCGAGGAAAAGUACAAAAGUAUCGAUUUCAGCGACUUGCACGCGGACAAAGUACUCAUGUUCCAGAAGAAGUACUACCACACGUUCUUCGCGCCCGUGGUCGGCAUGCUGAUACCGUCCGCCAUCCCGUGGUACUUCUGGGGCGAAAGCUUCGAGAAUUCGUUCUUUAUAGCGACGAUGCUGCGAUACUGUUUGUGCACGAACAUCACGUUCUUGGUGAACAGCAUAGCGCACAUUUAUGGUACCAGGCCUUACGAUAAGACGAUGUAUCCAACGGAAGUACCGAUCGUUUCGGUGCUGACGGGCGGCGAGGGAUGGCACAACUACCAUCACGUGUUCCCGUGGGACUACAAGACGGGGGAGUUUGGCAAGUACCGGAGCAAUCUGACCACGGGAUUUUUGGAUUUGAUGGCGGCGAUUGGGUGGGCAUACGAUUUGAAGACUGCGUCGGAAGAUAUGAUCAUGAAGAGGGUGAACAGGACGGGAGACGGUACCAGGAAGAUAGAUCAGUUGAUUCAUGGGUUGAAUGACGAUCAUCACCAUGAGGACGACCAAGUCUGGGGGUGGGGAGACAAGGAUAUGACGGAGGAGGACUUCAGCUACGUGAAGGUUUACAACCGGAAGAGUGAUUAGAUCGCCGUAUGGGGAUUUAUUUAUUUGUUCCAAAGCCAUUAUUUAUUGUUUUCUGCAUACCAUUCAGUGGAAAUGUGGUACACAAAAAAUAAAGUUGUAGAAUUAUGA